Molecule: messenger RNA, 1917 nt
Organism: Heterobilharzia americana
Lineage: Eukaryota; Metazoa; Platyhelminthes; Trematoda; Strigeidida; Schistosomatidae
Source: the annotation of a GenBank genome assembly
AUGGUUUUCAUGUACAGAAGAUUAUUUGGGAAUAUAUUGAUGAAACUAUGGUUACUCAUGCUUUUUUUAGUGGUAUUAUUGUACGCGACUGACGCUCUAGAAGUAUAUUUGUCUGAAAAAAAUGAAAUGAGCUUGCCUACAGAUGGAUCAUCUUCAUUCUUGUCAUCACUACAUUCCAAGUCAAUGUCACAGAAAGCUAACUCUCAACUCAAUAACCUUGUUGAACAAAAUUUUUGGAUUGAAACACUGGUGUUUGCUGAUCAUACGGUGAUGAGUCGUUUCUCUAACAAAACAAUGGCAGAAAAUUAUGUGAAAACAUUGAUGAAAAUGACUGAUGAGCUAUUUCAUCAUCCGUCAUUGGGUGUUAAUAUGAGUUUGGUAAUACAAGAUAUAAUAUGGGUCAGUGAAGCUGAGUCAAAUGAACUGUUAUGGGGUGUAUCAUUAAUUCGCUCUGUUCAUCGAUUUUCAGCUGGUAUAUCUCCACUCAGUCAGAUGUGUCGAAUGCAGUAUUCGUGUACAUUAGCAGAGGAUAGUGGAUUUUUCUCGGCUUAUCCAAUUGCACAUGAAAUUAUGCACAGUCUUGGCGUUGAACAUGAUGGUGAAGGGAAUAGUUGUGAUCGUUCUGGUUUUACUGGAAAUAUUAUGGCACCAUUAAUUCUGUCUGCAGGUCAUAACCAUCACUGGAGUGAUUGUACAAGACUGGUACUUCAUAAUGGUCUAGAAUCACAGAAAUUUGCUUGUCUUCAAGACUUUCCCAUAUUUAAACAAGAAUAUAUAAAUUCUGCCCUACCCGGUUGGCAGUGGUCACUUGAUCAACAAUGUUGCGUUAUAUCUGGAUCGAACAUAAGUCAACAUUGCCCUGGAGUUGAAGAGCAUGCAUGCCAAGAAUUGUGGUGUUCAGUAAGCGGUUCAAAGGAUCACUGUGAUAGGAUGUUAAAUCAUGGUUUACUGGACGGCACUCCAUGUGGUAAAAUGAAGGAAUGCUUCCAAGGUAAAUGUAUUGAUGUGAGAUCUGAAGAUAUCAAAAUCAAUCAAGAAUUAAGUGAUUUUUCACCGUGGUCCGCGUGCUCAAGAAGAAAUGGGAUCGGUACACGCUACCGUGUUCGAAAGUGUACUAGUCGAUUUAAUUAUCGAAGGAUCUCAAAUAUAUGUGAAUACAAUGAGAAAGAGAAUAUAAUUGAAUAUGAAUUGUGCAGCACUAAUACAAAUGAAGAAUAUUCAAAAUAUAUAGAUUAUCGAGAACAGCAAUGCUCUCGAUUCAAUAACUUUAAACUUAAAGGAAUACAUCAUAAAUGGUUACCUCAUAUUUAUCCUCAAAGACCCUGCCACUUAGGCUGUUAUUCAUUACAGAAUGGUCAAAUUCUUGAUGCAUCUAUGUCAGUUCGUGAUUCGACACCUUGUUCUUAUGAUAAUCCUGAUGCACGUUGCGUUCAAUCCGUCUGUAUUAAUUUUGACUGUUUGGGAGAAGUGAAUGGUACUGCUAUGAGAGAUCAAUGUGGAGUAUGUCAAGGAGACAAUUCAACUUGUAAACUUAUACAGCAUAGAAUUCAACGGACACUUCCAGCAAAUGAAAACUAUCGUAUGCUGUAUGUGAUUCCACGUUAUGCAAGACAUUUAAAGGUUAUAAAGAAUCAUGGUAAUCAUGUACUGGGUCUUUUCGAUAUGUCACAUUUUCAGUUCUUUCUCAGAGGUGAAGAUUUGGAACCAGGAAGUAAAAUAAGACGUGUCUAUUUCGCUACAGAAUUUACAUUUGAUCGGGGAAAUGAAAUGGGAAGUUCAAAGGAAGACUUUAUUCAAAUCUACACAAAAGGAACGAUUUAUGGAGAUGUAGCCAUUCAAGCUCGAAACUUCGAUAAUAAAAAACAUCGUGAUCCAUUGAACGUUCAGAUAAGCUAUUUUCUACCCCUUGGUGUAUAA